Molecule: messenger RNA, 1195 nt
Organism: Bactrocera tryoni
Lineage: Eukaryota; Metazoa; Arthropoda; Insecta; Diptera; Tephritidae
Product: trichohyalin
Exons: 8
Coding region: 74-1054 (326 amino acids)
Source: RefSeq, a predicted model, not a curated record
AUGACAACAAAAUUAUAAGCUUAACUGUUAUUUUUCCAAAUUCAAUAUCGUCAAUUACGUGAAAAUAAUAAAAAUGGAAGUGAUCGAGUUCUUACAACAUACGAAUCAUCGUAACUUGAAAUGCAAUAUUAAAUCUAUGGUUAAAGACAGGUUACGAAGCAUACAUGAAGAUCUUAAUGAAAGGAGAUUGCUGUUACGAAGUAACUUAGAGUGUGAGAACCUAAGGUAUUCAGAGGAAUUGGCUUUGGUCAUGAAGAAUCGUAUUGAGGAAGCAGCCAGAAAGAGGGAGCAAUGGUUUGGUAUCCAGAGAAUACAGCGGGAGCAUGACAAGGAUAAGUUUCUUCAACUUAAGGCUUUGCAGAGAGAAAUGGAAAACUGUGAGGCAACGAGGCAUUGGCAAAGCAAAGCGCUGCUAUUGGAUACCAAAGAAGCCCAACUGCAUCAAAUCAAGGAAAAGGAAGCAAUGAGGCAAAGAGAAAAGCAGUUGGAAUUAAUAUGGGAAGAUGUUACUCGACGAUAUUUCGAAGAAAAGGCUAAGCAAGAUGUUGUGGAAACAAAAUUACUCAAAACGAUUGCGGGAAUCAAUCAGAACAUUAACAUAAAAAAUUACGAAUGUCAAAGGAAGAACAACAAAGUUGCAGAACAAGCUACUCGAGAACAGUUCGCAAAGGAACACAUGUUUCACACAUUAAUGAACGGAUCACAUCUUGCACGAAGGAGAGUCGCAGAGAGAAAUAAGAAGCUGUCUCAACAAAAAGAGCUAACGGAGCAAAUUACAGAAAAUCAGAUAAUACGCUGGAAAAAUAAAAAACUCUUGUUCGAUGAAGAAGUGAAAAUUAUGGAAAAUUGUAAUAGUGAAAUCUUGAAUAAUCAACAAGAAGAGGAAAAACGAAAGAUUCAGGAUUCAGUGUGGCAAGAAUGCUAUAUUAAUCAUGUGAAGGAAGAGAAAGAAAGAAAACGAGAGGAAUCCAAACAGUUUGAUUUGAAGUUUUCCGGAACCGGAUGUGUGUUAAAACAGCAAAAUAAGAAGCCAUACAAUAAAUCUGCACGCUAAUUUGAUAAAAACUGAACAUGGGAUCUCAGUUAGGUUCACGAACACCCGCUAUUGGUAUUAAACUGGUCAACCGAUUUUUGUAAUAUUUUUUUUGUUUAAACGCAGGGGUCUCAUAAAAUAAAUUAGUUAGUUAAAAAUACA